AUGGCACCAACUUCUCAUCUUUUAGUGAGAUUCUUUGCCAAUUCCAAACUUCUACCUCCACCUUUACCCUUGUCCCCUAUCAUCUUUUUCUCUGUUCUCAAAACUCUCCUUUUCAGACGCACUCACCUCUUCUCCUGUUGCCGCUCAUCCUCCUCCUCCUCUUUUUCACCUUCUUCCCUACUUUCGUCUCUUACCCCCAGUGCUCCUUUAAGUAACCACUCCCUUCUUCUCGGCUUCGCAACCCUGAUCGUCGUCCCCUUUUCUUUCUCCUCCCUUUUUUUCCUCCCCCCAACAUUAAUAAUUUCACCCUCCCUCUGUAUUUUAAGCUUUCCCUCAUUACCCCCUCUCUUAAACUUUCUAUUUAUUAUUUCACAAAUAGACAUCCACCACACCACGUCUCUCUUGCUCUCUCUCUCUCUCCUUUUAACGUCUCUCUUGCUCUCUCUCUCUCUCCUUUUAACGUCUCUCUUGCUCUCUCUCUCUCUCCUUUUAACGUCUCUCUUGCUCUCUCUCUCUCUCCUUUUAACGUCUCUCUUGCUCUCUCUCUCUCUCCUUUUAACGUCUCUCUUGCUCUCUCUCUCUCUCCUUUUUAACGUCUCUCUUGCUCUCUCUCUCUCUCUCCUUUUAACGUCUCUCUUGCUCUCUCUCUCUCUCUCCUUUUAA
This is a messenger RNA of Acanthosepion pharaonis, 663 nucleotides long. NCBI's taxonomy places the organism in Eukaryota, Metazoa, Mollusca, Cephalopoda, Sepiida, Sepiidae. The record is from the annotation of a GenBank genome assembly.